Messenger RNA from Daldinia vernicosa, 1904 nucleotides. RefSeq lists its product as uncharacterized. Lineage: Eukaryota; Fungi; Ascomycota; Sordariomycetes; Xylariales; Hypoxylaceae. The record is from RefSeq and is a predicted model, not a curated record. Gene Ontology annotation, molecular function: protein binding. The transcript has a single exon. Bases 85 to 1488 code for a protein of 467 amino acids.
ACACAAGCUUAAUUUAUUUUUAUAGCUUAUUCUAAUAAAACCUCCGUUUCGGCUACGAGCUGCCUUUGUCUUUCCCUACCCAUAAUGGCGGACCUGCGGCAGUCUUCUCCGGCUAAGCGGAAACUUCCCUUCAAGCGCACGGCUAGGCGCAAAUCAACCGAGGUGGCAGAUGAUGGACUCUCCCUCUUCAGCCGUUCUGGCGAAUUCUUUGAAGAACAGCAGAGACUUGCUAAAGAGAAGGCAGAAAAGGAGAAGGCUGCGAGGGCAGCUAAAGAGCAACAAGAGCGAGAGGACCGAUUAAUCCGUGAGCGCAAAGCAGAACAAGACACGUUAACUAAAAUUCCCACCCACGACCAAGGAUCUCCGCAGAAACGCCGUCGUAUCUCGCUUCCUGACGAAGAGGAAGGUAAAGAUAGUGAUGACGAUAUCUUCGGCUACAAACCCACCAAGAAGCAGAAGUCUCCUUCUGUACCUUUUACACCCGAUUCUAAGCGAGAGAGCCCAUACGUUACUAGUACGAAGGGGUCCGAAGGAUCAAGAAGACAUGGAACUCGCUCCCAAUCGGUGAACGUUAAUGCGCCCGUGAUCUCUUUAGACGACGAUGACGACGGUGAUCCCACCUUCGAGACUGAUCAGGACGUAGUUACACUGGACGAUGAGAGCGACUCUCAAGCCGAAGUGGUUAAAGAGCAAAAGGAAGGCGAGGAAGAGGAUCCUUCCGAGUACUAUGUUAGGAUCGCGAUGGAACGGGCGCAAAAAGCCAAGGAAGAACGGGAAGCAAGAGAAAAAGGAGGCGACGGUUCGAUAGGGGUCGCAGAUGAUCCAGUCGUGCAGAUCCUUAUUCAUCCUCACCUAGCCGGCGUUCAGACGUUAAUGUUUAGGCGUAAAUUAUCGCAAAAAUUGACCGUGGUUUACCAGACGUGGAUCGAGCAGCAAGUAGCUAAACAUUGCCCGAUACCACGUUCUGUGUUGGAUACCAUGUUCUUCACCUGGAGGGGAAACAAGGUGUAUCCACACACAACCCUACAGACGUUGGGCAUUAAACCGGAGCGCGAUGGUACGCUAUAUCCGAGCUGGAAGGAGGACCAAGAAGGAUAUCACGGGCGAGACAAGGUCUUCUUCGAAGCGUGGACGCAAGAGCUCUAUGACGAGUACUUGGAAGAAAAGGAGAAACAGCGACUACGUGACCUAGGGGAGUUGAUUGACGAGGAGCCCGAAGAAAAACAAGAACCAGAGCAAUCGCAAACGUCCCAGGAAGACCAGAAGAUCCGCGUGCUCUUCAAGGCGAAAGAUCAGCAGCCCACGAAAGCGACAGUCCGCUCCAGCACCACAGCUUCUCAGCUGACCAAGCUGUAUCGACGACUCGCGAACAUCCCGGGGGACAAGACUAUCGAGCUUCAUUGGGAUGGCGAAGUCUUGGAUUCGGACACCACAGUGGGAGAGGCGGAUAUCGGAGAUAUGGAUUCCCUCGAAGUCCAUAUCAAGUGAGGUGACUACCGGACCGAGAGGGGGUUAUUAUCCUUGCAAACGAGGAAUCAAGUCUUGGUAUUUAUCAUAUGACGAAGGUAGGAGAGGCAUGCUUGAUGAUUAACACACGCCCAUCACGAAAUAUAACAUCUAGCUCAUGAUACCUAUGAUAUUUCUUAGAGGCUUAGUGGCUCUACUAAGAGACACUUUUCUCAUGUCUCAUAAUCUACGAAGUACAAAUAAAACCUGCUUUGAUUCCAGACCAGAACGCCGUCCCAUGAGAUGCAAAAUCCACCCGAAAUUAAAACCUCUCCUUCAUCCUCGCGGAUACGGUGCGUAGAUUGUUGUACACCUUGCCGGGAGGCUUACCCAAUAUUAGACUGACUAUAGAUUCACGGGCUAUGUGGAUGUUCUUAAAUCCUAUAUUCCAAUGUGUU